Messenger RNA from Gastrolobium bilobum, 3654 nucleotides. RefSeq names its product filament-like plant protein 4. The coding region runs from base 191 to 3409 and encodes 1072 amino acids. NCBI's taxonomy places the organism in Eukaryota, Viridiplantae, Streptophyta, Magnoliopsida, Fabales, Fabaceae. The record is from RefSeq and is a predicted model, not a curated record. The transcript has 6 exons.
UAGCUUACCCACCACCACCACCACCACACCACCACUAUCACUGCCACCUCCACUUUCUCUCUGCUUCUCAUUCUCAAAAAAGUGCGAAAAUCCUAACAAAAACUCAUAGCAGUCCAUUGUUUGCAGCAUCAACCACUUGCACUUUUUUAUUUUUUAUUUUUUUAUUAUUACCGGGUAUCUGUAGUUUGCGAUGGACCGACGCUGGCCAUGGAAGAAAAAAUCAUCUGACAAAGCUGUGCUUGAGAGAGUAGCUGCUGAAUUGGACUCUGCUGCUGCUUCCACUCAGGGCAAUCAGGAUACUUACAAGAAGCCGAACUAUGUCCAAAUCUCUGUAGAGUCAUAUUCACAUCUGACUGGUUUGGAGGAUCAAGUGACGACAUAUGAAGAAAAAGUUCAGACACUAGAGGAUGAGAUCAAGGAAUUAAAUGAAAAACUGUCAGCAGCAAACUCAGAGAUAAAUACCAAGGAAAGCUUGGUAAAACAACAUGCUAAAGUAGCUGAAGAGGCUGUCUCAGGCUGGGAAAAGGCCGAAGCCGAAGCUUUGGCAUUGAAGAACCAUCUAGAGUCUGUCACUCUUUCAAAACUCACUGCUGAGGACCAUGCAUCACAGUUAGACGGUGCUCUUAAAGAGUGUAUGCGACAGAUAAGAAAUCUGAAGGAAGAACAUGAACAGAAAAUACAGGAAGUUGCUCUCACAAAAACCAAGCAAUUGGACAGGAUUAAGGGUGAGCUUGAGGAUAAGAUAUUUAACUUUGAACAGGAACUCCUCAGGUCCGCUGCUGAGAAUGCAGCUCUGUCAAGGACCUUGCAGGAGCGCUCUAACAUGCUAAUCAAACUAAGCGAAGAAAAAGCUCAAGCUGAGGGUGAAAUUGAGCUUCUUAAGAGCAACAUAGAAUCAUGUGAAAGAGAAAUCAAUUCACUUAAAUAUGAGCUUCAUGUUAUUUCCAAAGAGCUUGAGAUUCGCAAUGAAGAAAAGAACAUGAGUAUGAGGUCUGCAGAAGCUGCUAACAAGCAGCAUAUGGAGGGAGUUAAAAAAAUUGCUAAAUUAGAGGCAGAGUGCCAAAGAUUACGUGGUCUAGUACGGAAAAAGUUACCUGGUCCUGCUGCACUUGCUCAAAUGAAGCUAGAAGUUGAAAAUCUUGGCCGUGAUUACGGAGAAACUCGAUUAAGGAAGUCUCCUGUCAAACCUGCUAGCUCUCAUAUGUCCCCAUUGCCUGAGUUCUCCGUAGAAAAUGUGCAGAAAUUGCAGAAGGAUAAUGAAUUUCUUACAGAGCGUUUAUUGGCAAUGGAAGAAGAAACAAAGAUGCUGAAAGAAGGUUUGGCAAGACGUAACAGUGAAUUGCAGGCUUCAAGGAGUAUGUGUGCUAAAACACUGAGCAAACUUCAAAUUUUGGAAGCCCAAGUUCAGUCAAAUUAUCAGCAGAAGGGAUCUCCAAAAUCCAUCAUCCAUAUAAACCAUGAAAGCAUUUACAGUCGAAAUGCAAGCCAUGCACCAAGCUUGGUCUCCAUGUCUGAAGAUGGAAACGAUGAUGUGGGAAGCUGUGCUGAUUCUUGGUCUACAGUAAUAAUCUCUGACCUAUCCCAACUCCCAAAAGAAAAAAAUACUGAGGAAAUGAGCAAAUCUGAAGCCACUAAGAAGUUGGAACUAAUGGAUGACUUUCUGGAGGUGGAGAAGUUGGCUCGAUUAUCGAAUGAUUCCAAUGGAGAUGCCUCUGUUUCAGUUGCUCCAAACCAUGAGACGACCGAAAUUGUGACCAAUGAUGUAUCAGAAGUCAGCACUGGCAAAGAUGAUCCCUCCGAGUCCGAAAAGAAGAUUGAUUCAAAUCCAUUGCCAAGUCAAGGGUCUUCUGCUGCGGUAUUGUCACCACCUGAUCCCGAGUCUGAUGGUGAUGGCUUGUCAUUAGAAGAGCUUCGAUCGAGAAUAUUAUCAGUUUUUGAGUCCACGGCCAAGGAUGCUGAUAUAGGGAAGAUCGUGAAGGAUAUUAAACAUGUUCUUGAAGAUGCACAUGACCCUUCCAUCCAGGACUCUAUAGCGGUCAUUCCUCACAGUGUGGAGCUUUCUGACACUACAUUUGAUAAGCAGAGUGAUCCUAAUGUUGCUGACUUAAAUGCUAAAAAAGAACUCAUUUCAUCUCAGCAACCUACGGAAUAUGUGCAGAUAACUUCAGAUUUAGAAGCUGCAAUUUCUCAAAUUCAUGACUUUGUUUUGUUCCUAGGCAGAGAAGCAAUGUCAGUUCAUGAUAUAUCUUCUGAUGGAGAUGGAAUAAGCCAAAAGAUGGAGGAGUUCUCUGUCACCUUUAAUGAAGUCAUACGCAAUAAAGCAAGUUUGCUACAGUUUGUUCUUAACCUGUCUUAUGUUUUAGCUAAAGUACGUGAAUUCAGAUUUAAUAUCCUUGGUUACAAGGGUACCGAAGCUGAAACUAACAGUCCUGAUUGCAUAGAUAAGAUUGCUUUGCCUGAAAAUAAGUUAAUUCAAGACAAUUUGUCUGGGGAGAGAUAUCAAAAUGGUCGUGCCCAUAUUCUUAAUCCCUGUUCCGAUCCAGAGGUUCCUGAUGAUGGGAAUUUGACCUCAGGCUUUGAAUCGAAUUCCACAUCACAAAAGUUCUCAAUGGAGGACUUUGAAGAAUUGAAAUUAGAGAAAGAGAAGGCCGUAGUGGAUCUGUCAAAAUGUUCUGAAAAUCUUGAAAUGACAAAGUCUCAAUUACUAGAGACUGAGCAACUUCUAGCUGAAGUUAAAUCACAAUUGGCUUCUGCUCAAAGAUCAAACAGCUUGGCUGAGACGCAACUAAAAUGCAUGGCAGAGUCAUACAGGUCACUUGAAACACGUGCACAGGAGUUUGAAACUGAGCUUAAUCAUCUGCUAAUGAAGACAGAAACUCUGGAAAUUGAACUGAAAGAUGAAAAGAGGGGUCAUGAAGCAGCUUUGGCCAAGUUCAAGGAGCUAGAAGAACAAUUACAAAGAUAUGAGAGCUCAGCUGCUGAUAAUGACCGUAAGACUAAGCAGGAGAGAGACUUGGCAGCUACUGCUGAAAAGCUAGCUGAGUGUCAGGAAACUAUAUUUCUUCUUGGCAAGCAGUUAAAAGCCCUGCAUCCUCAAACAGAGCCAAUGGGAUCUCCAAACACCGAGAGGGUUUCAAAGGUUGAAGAAGAGUUGGAUCAGGCGGAGAUGGACAGUGCUACUUCUGCUUUUGUGCAAAGAUUGGGUGCAGAGUCCCCCUUGCAUUUUUCUAACACUUUAUUUAUUCCAUCAGAUAAUGAGUCAAACUUUCCAGCCAUAUCUCCUGUACAGCAUCCAAACCACAGGCCUACGAAGUCAACCUCUUCAUCAGCCUCUUCCACUCCUACACCAGAGAAACAUGCCCGAGGUUUCAGUAGAUUCUUUUCAUCAAAAGGAAAAACGGGUCAUUGAGCUUGCAUCGUUCAGGAACCAUUGGAGACUUCAUGAUUUAUGAGGCCACAUGGUAAUCACAUUUGGAAAGCACCAAUAUGCAGACCCCUUCAUGGUUUCACAGAAUUGAGUUUUUGGGAGGUCUGUGUAGUUAAGGAGAGGAUGCCAUGAAUGUCGGGUGAUUCUUGUAUCUAAUGGUUGUACAUGGUAACCAUAUGUUUUCUUCUUUUCCUUGUCAUUGUUUGUUUUCACCCUCUGUUCUGUAA